CCUACGUGUCAAGCGGGAGAAAAGUGUAUGAUUCCCUGCGAGCGGGAGGGAAUGUACAUUCCCUCCCGGCUAGUGACGUCACCGGGAGGGAAUGUAACAUUCCCUCCCUGUGAGGGAGGAAAAGUAACUUGCUUUCUCGGUAAUAUUAUCAAAGUAUGACCAUUGAUGAAUCAGUUACGUGAGUUACGUCAGCUAAGUGACUUACGUAACUUACGCGAGUUACGCAAAUGGUGUAGUUACGUAACUUACGUAAAUGGUGUAGUUAUGUUAGUCUUUCGAGUUACAAAUAAUAAAUGAUUUACGUAAGUUACGUAACUUACGUUACUUACGCUACUUGCGUAAACCUACGCUCUUUGGGUUAGUUUAGUUAUUUUAAGCUUUUCACAAACUUUCAGUUACCACAGUUGUAACUGUACCGCCCCCAGCUACAACUAUACAUUCAAAAGUAACAAUCAAACUGCCGCGUUUGUACUUUCGGUAUACGUGUGUUAGAAAAAAUAGUAUGUGCAACUCGGGAGGAAAAUUGAUUUCCACUCGUGUUUUACAGUUCUCGGCUUCGCUCGCAAGCACUCGCCUUCGGCUCGUUUGCUCGCUACGCCUCGAACUGCAAACUACACUCGUCGGAAAUCAUCCAUUUCCCUCCCUUGAUGCACAAUCUACUAUUGUCUUUGUUAAAAAUUACAAAAAGAAUUGAAUAGCAUUCAUUUUUAGACGAAACGUGGUCCUAUCAUGGUAUAGAAAAGUAUUGGAUAGAAAUGGCAUUCAAAAGUAUUGGAUAAUUUCUACUACACCAUACAGAGUUUGAAUUAUUUCAAUCCUUUUCAAUUUUUCGUUUCUUACUGGGAUUCCAAUAUACGGGCAAGCUGACAUUUUGAUAAAUGAAAAAAACAACUAAAUAGGUAUAUGAAGUUAGAGACAAUUUAACAAAAAGGGUGCAAAAGGUGAAAAAGUAAAAUCAGGGAAAUGACAUCAUGAGAAAACAAAUUUUUUUGAAAGAGAAGAAGAAAAUUAGGAAAUUUUUCAUCAGGGCUUAGAAAAUUUUGAGAAAAUGACUUCCUACGUAAUGGGUUUUACCUCCUCAGGAGGAAUUCCAUUAUUUUCGAGAAAAAGAGGCGAAGGAGAAGCUCUUUCAUUUUCAAAAAUGGCAUCCUUCAAUGGAGUGCAUAUGUUUUUGAAAUCUCACAAUAUUGAAUUAUUAGAUAGCAAAACACCGGAUACAAUAUUAAAAUGGAAAGAGUUUGAAGAAACUGUCCUUAUAAUAGUAAUGGCCAGUGGAAUAACAAGCAUAAUUUUAAAUAAAUUCCUCGACGCCGUUUUUAAUGCGAUGGUUCUCGUUGUUGGAAUUGAUGACAUUAAAAGUCCAAGAAGCAUAGAAAGAUUAAAAAGAGAUUUACGUGCUUGUAACGCAAUAAUCGAUAGAUUAUUAGAAUGUCUUGACACCGGUGAUAAAACUUGUAUGAAAAUUGAUUCAGUAGAUAUGACGAGUUGCAAUAUUUAUUCAGAAAAUCAUUUACUCCAAGUCUGUCUUGACACUUAUAUGGAAUUACUGGAUUCAAUGUACGGCUGUGUUUUAAUUCACGGUUGUUUGGCAGUUGCCACGGAAAAUUGGUGGCAUCUUGAUGCAAUAGAGAGGAAAUUAUUAAUAUUGGCAAUUACUACUGAAAGUAAUUGUAUUGUAAAAGAUCUUCCGGUAUUUCUACCCAAUAAGAGUCCAAGCGUUGCCUUUCGACUUGUUUCAGUUUCUCUUGGUAAUCACGUUGAAGUUCUGUCACUUUGUGGACCAACACCAACUUUAAUUGAAAUUGAACGACUUGCAGUACAAACGUGGAAAAGUAAUAUUGAUGUUUUAAAAGAUGUUGAGCAAAUAUUUUCGAGAAAUUUCUUCACUGCAAUAACACUUGAUCCGGGAAUACUUGGAUUCUUUUUAGCUAAGCAUAAAGUGGGUAAAUUUAUAUUGACGAGAAAUCCUCAGCAAGCGAAAAAUCGUACCAGUGGAAAUCAACGAUUAGAAUCUUUGCGUACAUUUUAUCAUCAUGCAGUGGAGAUAUUUUUAAUUGAGGAAAAUUUCGAUAACGAUGAAGAGAAGAAAAAAAAUUGCUCAUUUAUUGAGGGAGGUAAAGAGACUUAUUGGUGUUCUGAGCAUCACAAAUGUCACGCUUUAAAAGAGGGUGACAAUAUUCUAUGUGUCUUAUAUCCGUCCAAUAUUCCUGCUCAUACAAUGAGACUCAUUACUCAAAAGACUUUAAAGGCAAUUUUAGCAGAAAGACAUUUUUGUUGGUGAGAUUUUUUUAAAAUUCAAAUGGACGAAAAUUGUCUUAAUAAUUAUUAAAAUUUUAUUCUUACAAUAAAAUAAUUUUUUGAAAAAAUUAAUGUU
This is a messenger RNA of Leptopilina heterotoma, 2374 nucleotides long. RefSeq names its product protein fuzzy homolog (gene fy). Bases 1049 to 2281 code for a protein of 410 amino acids. The transcript is spliced from 2 exons. The record is from RefSeq and is a predicted model, not a curated record. NCBI's taxonomy places the organism in Eukaryota, Metazoa, Arthropoda, Insecta, Hymenoptera, Figitidae. Gene Ontology annotation, biological process: non-motile cilium assembly; vesicle-mediated transport.